AUGGGAAAUAAUAAUAAUGUAGAUUCUCAAAGCCUUUCCUUCUGGAUUUGUGGUGUAGCUUCUGUUAGGAAUGCACAAAGUCUGAGCAGUGGCAAGAUGGCAAACAUUGCAGUUGAUUUGGUAAAAUCAAUUUUAGAAAGAUUGAUAAACUGCGCAAUAGCAGAAUCACGUUACGUAUGCUGCUUUUCGGACAUUGUUGAAGACAUUGAAAAGGAAAAGAAAGCUUUGGAAGAAAACGUGAAAGAGGAAAAAAGGAAGGGAAACAAUAUUCGAACAGAUGUCUCUUCUUGGCUAAAAGAAACAGAGGGACUCAUUAAAGACACUCAGACGAAAAAGACGUGUUUUUUUGGAUGGUGUCCAGAUUGCAAAUGGAGAUAUAGUAAGGGAAAGCAACUGGCAAAUAAGAAGAAGGAGUUGAAAAGUGGCAAUGUUGGAAUUUCCCCUGUACUUCCAGGUGUUGAGUAUCAUUCUUCUCAAGAUUAUGUUUCUUUUGAGAGCAGAAAGUCGAAAAUCGAAGAACUUUUUGAUGCACUGAAAAAUGACAGCAACUUUAUAAUUGGAUUGCAAGGGAUGGGGGGAACAGGUAAAACUACGUUGGCAAAAGAAGUGGGUAAGGAACUUAAGCAGCUACAGCAAUUCGAUCAUGUCAUUGAUACUACAGUGUCAUAUACUCCUGACACAAGGAAGAUUCAAGAUGACAUUGCUGCACCCUUAGGAUUGGACUUCAAAGAUAAAAAUGAAUCAGAGAGACUCAAGCUUCUUUGGAAUAGAUUAACCGGUGGUGAAAAAAUUCUUUUGAUAUUGGAUGAUGCGUGGAAUCCUAUCAAUUUUGAUGAAAUUGGAAUUCCAAGGAAAGACAAUCACAAUGGUUGUAGAAUCUUUUUAACCACACGUGAAAUGAAGGUUUGCCAAACAAUGGGAUGCGAAAAGAUAAUUCAAUUGGGGGUUUUAACCGGGGAAGAUGCAUGGACCUUGUUCAAAAAGCAUGCUCAUAUAAGUGAUCGUUCCUCUAAACGUUUGUUGGAUAAGGGACGCGAUAUUACCGAAAAAUGUGGGGGGUUACCAGUUGCAAUAGCAGCCAUUGCUAGCAGUUUAAAAGGUGAAGAAAGUGUGGAAGUGUGGAAAUCAACUUUAAAAUCCUUACAGAAGUCUGUGCCUAUGCAUGGUGUUGAUGAAAGUUUGGUUGAAGUUUAUAAAUGUUUGAGGGAUAGUUAUGAUAAUUUGAAGAAUGAAGAAGCCAAGAAACUAUUCCUCUUAUGUUCUAUGUUUCCAGAAGAUGAAGAACUUUCUAAUGAAACUUUAACCACAUUUGGCAUUGGAGCAGGCCUUCUUGGGGAAGUGGAUGGCAAAUAUGACGAAGCUCGAGACCAAGUCGUUGUUGCCAUGAAUAAAUUUGUAGAUUCUUGUUUAUUGUUGAAGGGUGGAAAGCAAAGUGUUAAAAUGCAUGACUUGGUUCGUGAAGUGGCCUUAUGGAUAGCUAACGAGGAAAUUCAAGCAGUAAAUUUGUCUAGCAAAAAUCAGAAAUUAUUGCUUGAGAGGAGGAAGAAUAUUAAAUAUUUGUUAUGCGAAGGGAAAGGCAUGGAUGUAUUUUCGUGUAAGUUUAAUAGGUCCAAACUUGUGAUUCUAAAAGUCGUCUACAUGCAUGAAGAUGAAGAUGAAAAUGCUUUUGUGGAAGUCCCAAAUUCAUUCUUUGAAAAUAUGACAGAACUUCGAGUUUUGCAUUUGUCAUUGAAUACAUGGAGAGAUGUUUAUCUGUCAUUACCUCAGUCAUUCCCAUCAUUGACGAAUAUUCGAUCUCUAAUCCUUGAAAGGUUAAGCUUAGAAGACUUCUCUGUUCUGAAAAACAUACAAAAUCUUGAGACUCUUGAUUUGGUUUGGUGCCGUAUGUAUGAAUUACCAGGUGAAAUUGCAAAACUUGAGAAACUUAGAGUAUUGAGGUUAAGAGAAUGUAUUGUUGAAGAUUUUAAUUCAAUUAAAGUGAUUGAAAAGUGCUCAUUACUUGAAGAAUUGUACAUUGUUAGUACGGAUCUCACGUUUGAUACUUCGGCAAUGCAUGAGAAAAUAAACUUUCCUGCAUUCCAAAGGUACAUUAUGAGUGACGAUCGUACAGCGGUGGAUGAAUCGUUGUCAAAAUGUGUGGCCUUUCCGAAGAUUGAUGCUAUUUUCUCAGAAGUGACAUUCAAUCAUUUGGUGCAAACAUCCGAACUUCUUCAUCUGCAAAAAAUCGAGGGGGAAUGGAGAAAUCUCAUACCUGAUAUUGUUCCCAUAUAUAGAGGGUCAUCCUGUAAAAACGAUUCCAUGGAAAAAAUAGAAUCAAAUAUCAAGAAAUGCAAUAUUUCUCCUUGGAUCCAUAUGUGUUAUCCUCAUAAAUGCAGACGCAAAGUCAAGAGUACCAAAAGUACAGCACUUCCAUUCGUUUCCGGUGAACCAUUGCAAGAUAGUUCAAACUCAUUGGUGUCAAACUUUGACUAUCUUCAUCUUUGGCAACGUGCUCAAUGUCUUUCGAAGCAACCACAGAUCAUGCGCAAUAUUAAAAAUAUGAACCUACAAAACUUUUCAAAGAUCAAAUCUGUAUUUAUCUUGUCUAUUGCUCCAAUGAUGUUGGAAACUUUGCGAAUUGAGGAUUGCGACGAAUUACAGCACAUAAUAGUAGACAUUACAGAUGGUGACAAUAAUUUGAGUUAUGUGUUUCCAAAAUUGAAAAAGAUCAUUGUGAAAAGUUGUAGACAAUUGGAAUAUCUAUUCGGAAGUUGCGAUGAUCAUCAGAAUCAUAAGAUAAAUGUUGAUCUUCCUGUCUUGGAAAGUCUCUGUUUACGUGAUCUGCCAUGUUUAAUUGGAAUUUGCUCGAAAAACUAUUCCACAACAUUGCCGCCUUUGAUGAAGUUUGUACUCAAUGGAUGUUCUCAGAUUAGCAUUAAAUCUAUUGGGGAUUUCAUCCUUUCUUUGAGUAACACAUCUAUUAAGGAGUUGAGUGAGACCAAGCAUCUUCUCUCUUUGGAAAAUCUGUGGGUAGAUGGCUCCAAAAUUGAAAAUAUUUGUUGCUUCAAUGAAAUAAUUGGGCAAGAAAUAAUCCUAGGGUGGGAAAACAUUCGGUUGGAAGAUCUGCCUCAUAUGACCUAUCUUUUUGUAGGUCCUAGGAAUUCUUUUAUCCUCCAAAACCUUAUGGAGCUAACUAUUGCGCAAUGUGAGAAAUUAGAAGUAAUCUUUACUGCUUCUAUUUCAAGAUGCUUACCACAGUUGGAAAGACUACUCAUAAAAGAAUGUAAAGAAUUAAAGCAGAUCAUUGAAGAGAAUGCAGAAAAUCAGGAAAUGUCUUUCCCAAAGCUAGGAGAGAUAGUUGUCGAAAAAUGCAACAAAUUAACAUAUCUCUUUCCUUUCUCCACUUCUAAAGAGCUUCUUCAGCUAAGACUUCUGAUAAUAAAAGAAGCCUCUGAGUUAAAGGAAGUAUUUAGAUGCGAAGCUGAUCAAAAAGUUCAGUUUCCACGGCUAAGACUUUUAGUUUUUGUAAAACUACCAAUCUUCAGCUUCAGCCAGGGGAUUCAAUUGGAGUAUACAGAUCUUUGGGUGCAGAGUUGUCCAAAUCUCUCUUUGACUUCAACGAUAGAGUCCGAUCAGUUGAAGCAUACAGUUCAUGGCUAUGCCUACGGAGAAGGUUAUUAUUCUUGGGAAAUAUUAAGAAACAUUGUUCAAGAUCUUAAACACUCAAUAAUCCAAGAUCCUAGCAAUGAAUGGCAAACUACCAAAAUCACUGAAGACAUUCAAGGUGAGCUGGAAGUCCAAGCAACAUCACAAAGUGAAUUGGCUUCUUCAGAAGUCAAUACGAAUCAAUCCAUUGCAGAGAUAAAGCAUGAAACUGUUGAAGAAGAUUCGAGUUUAAAGAUACCAUCGUCAACAACAUCACCAAUUAAAUGGCAUGAAGCACAUUCAGAUGUGUUGUUGGAUGAACAAUCAACAGGAGAACCAUGCUUGAUGAACCAAAACCAGGCCAUUGGACUAACUGAUACCACCUUUAAAAUUUCUCAAGGAAAUAAUUGUCUUAAAGAAAUAGAGGACCAAAGUAAUCAAGAGGAUUCUUUAUCAAAGCAAACUAUUACAACAACUUUAUUCAUGGAUUCAGAAAAAAGGAACACAUCACCCAGACAAUUGCUUCCUCCUAUACAAGAGGGUGUUGAGAGAAAUUUUGAAGUAGGAACAACAUCAGCCAAUGUUGUGAUAGUAGCAUCGCCUAACUAUGGGAGAACAUUCUUCAAUGAAACACCAAUGGAAGAACAUUCCUCAAUGAAAGAACAACAGCCCCUUGGAAAAACUGAUAUUGGUUUUGAAUGUUUGGAAGACAGAGAGAACCAAAGUACUCAAGAAGGUUCUAUAUUAGGGAAAAAUACAACAGCAACGCUACUGAUGAAGUCAGAAAUAAGGAACACAUCACUCGGACCAUUACUAUCUCCUUUAGAAAAAGGUAUUAAGAGAAAUGUUGAAGAAGGAAAUACAUCAGCGAAUUUCAAGUCAAUAACAUCAUUGACUCGUUCAGAACUAGGUCCAUCAGUUGCUUCUAAGGGUGAAACAUAUCCACGUGAACAUGGAGAUGGCCAAAUGGCCAUACCAUAUGUUUUAGCUGUGCCUCCCUCUGCUCAAGAUACUUCAGAGAUAGCGCUUGCCCUCACUAACUCUCAUGAUCCAGGAUUUUCAAGAGCAGAAGGCCCUGCAAUUUUAGAGGGAAUUUCUUGUACCACUGCAGAGAAAGUCAUUGCAUGUCCAACUCUUGAAGAGAUCACUGCUGCUGUAUGUGUUGAAGGUUCAACUAAACCUGCAACUACUCAACCAAUAGUGGAAGAAACAGGUUUAGUGCCUCCAGAAGUAACAAGUGAAUCAACUUUUCUAGGGUUGGAUGAGAUUAAGAAGCUGAUCGAAGAAGACCCUCUUAGUGCACUUGAAAAUCUUCUCAUUGGGAAAGUCUCUAUUUCACAAAUGCAAAGUUCUUCCAUUGGAAUUCUACUUCAAGAUUUGAAGGCUUUAUUAAUGGACUCAAACCUCGACCAUCUUGUAACUCAUGAGGAGUCUAGAUCAAAACUGGUUUCUCUCUUGGAGCAGUUGAAUCAACAUCAAAGGCUCUUAUCUUCAGAAGCCAAGGACUUUGUGAAGAACGUGGAGAACUUCUGCGAUGACUACUUUGGCAAACACACAACUUCUCAACAAGUAAUAAAUAAGCACAAACAACUUCUCCAAUCUAAAGAAGAUCUUCUUAAUAAGCUUUCAAGUGCAAAAAGCACGCAAUCACGCAUCGAUAAUAAAAGUUGCACAGCCAAGGUUCAAAUAGAUGAGCUUUCUUUGAAAAUUGAUGAUCUGAGAAAACAAGUGGCAGAUACGGAGCAUCAAAUAGAUGCUUUAAAGUUAACAAUGAAAAUGUGUGAUCUUGAAAAGGAGAAGUUGAAGGCUGAAUGCACUCAAUGGGCCCAACAGAGUGCACAAUUACUUUCUGCACUCUCUUCCUCAGAGAUUGAUGUCCAAGAAGUUCAACAUGCCAACAAUAUGGCAAAAGAAGCCUUUGCAAAUCUCAAAUCAUCUUUUCCUACUUUUUAA
This is a messenger RNA of Abrus precatorius (Indian licorice), 5577 nucleotides long. RefSeq lists its product as uncharacterized. The transcript is spliced from 14 exons. The coding region runs from base 1 to 5577 and encodes 1858 amino acids. The record is from RefSeq and is a predicted model, not a curated record. Gene Ontology annotation, molecular function: ADP binding. Lineage: Eukaryota; Viridiplantae; Streptophyta; Magnoliopsida; Fabales; Fabaceae.